AUGCCUCGGGAAUUCCAUCGUCGUUAUCAAAGGUUUUGGCGGCGCCAUGCCACCGAACAUCACCACAAGCUUCUUGGUUGGUUUAUCAGACUGCUCGACCAUCUCGGCGCAAUGCACUAUCAUACUGGAUUUGGCAUCUCUCAAAGGGUGUUGAUUACAGCGCUAAAGGAAGACGAGGCUGGAAAGGGAAGCAGGUUCAGGCGAUAUUCCACGAAUAUCAAUUCAGUUCGUGCAGCCAUGUCGUCGCGAAACAGACAAUCAAGAACACCGGCCAGCCGAACUUCCAUGGUGGCCAGCUCCGCCCGUCGUGAGGCAACAGACGACCUCCCGCCCUACAAAAAACCAUCCCAUCCACUAGAUGCCGAAGCCACCAGAGCACUACGUGAACUACAAGGACGCAACCUUGAUAGUGUGAAGAAGCACAACAAGCAGGCCACAACGGCCAUCACCCAGUCUGCCGAAAGCGUCAAUGACAUGCUCCGUGAACACGCCCAGUACAUUGAGCGCCGCCAGAAGAAGUGGGACGCAGGCAAGAGUCUAGAUGACAAGGAAGAGGAAGAACGCACCAUGGCCGAGCUGCAGGAAAAAGUAAAUGAAGCUACCACCAAACUGGAAGAGAGCAUGCGCGCCAUUAUCGACUCGACCAUGGCCACCCAACGCAUCGACUCCACCCUCGACUGGCUUCGCGAAAACGCCCCCCGACAGCUCGAGGCAGAAUACAUGACGCAAAUGAGCCAACGCGCCAGCCAACUCCAGCAAUCCCAACUCGCCCGCCAAUCCCACAACGAAGACUCAGACGCCGACGACCAAGACAUACAAAACAGCACCACCAACACCUCCACCCCAGGCCCCACCCCCCUCACCAACACCCCGCGCAUCGCCCUAACCGGACCCUCCCACCUCUUCACCACCCGCCUCGAGCGCGAAAAAGACGCGUACACCGCCCUCUCCCUCACCACGCGCUACGCCCGCCACAACGACUACCGCGACUUCCGCCGCCUCGUGCAUGACGCCCAACACGGGGACUCGGGCCCACCCCUCGGCCACGAAGACACCUGGUUCAGCGCGGAUGGCUCCCCGGCCCCCGGCCUCACCCACGCCUCCCAGCGUGGCGGCGCCCCAGACUCGGACGAUGAUCUCAUCGUCGACAAGGCGAGCAUCAGCACGCGCUGUCCGCUGACGUACCAGCGCUUUCAGGACCCGUGGACGAGCACAAAGUGCCCGCAUACGUUUGAGCGGAAUGCCAUUCUCGAGAUGAUUAGGGGGAGUGCGCAUCGGGUUGGUGGGAGUGGGGAGCGGGUGGUCGAGUGUCCGAUUCAGGGGUGUGCGCAGCUGUUGACGGCGGGGGAUUUGAGGAGGGAUCCGAUUUUGAUUAGGAGGAUUAGGCGGUUGAUUCGUGCAGAGGAGGAAGGGUUGGAGGAGGAUGAGGAUGAGGAAGAGGGGGAGGAUGCAAUGGAAGAGGACGAGGAGGUGAAAAUACCAGGUACACAACACACAGUCAUCGAAGACCUGGGCGAUCCAAGCGACACCGACGAAUAA
This is a messenger RNA of Plenodomus lingam JN3, 1539 nucleotides long. RefSeq lists its product as uncharacterized. Gene Ontology annotation, molecular function: SUMO ligase activity; zinc ion binding. NCBI's taxonomy places the organism in Eukaryota, Fungi, Ascomycota, Dothideomycetes, Pleosporales, Leptosphaeriaceae. Gene Ontology annotation, cellular component: Smc5-Smc6 complex; nucleus. Gene Ontology annotation, biological process: protein sumoylation; double-strand break repair via homologous recombination. The record is from RefSeq and is a predicted model, not a curated record.